Molecule: messenger RNA, 276 nt
Organism: Sphenostylis stenocarpa
Lineage: Eukaryota; Viridiplantae; Streptophyta; Magnoliopsida; Fabales; Fabaceae
Source: the annotation of a GenBank genome assembly
AUGCUACCUGCAACAGAUAUAUCGCUCAGUGCUGAACUUCCAGGGGAUAUGGUGUACAUAAAGGCGACCGGUGAGAAGAGUGCAGAGAUGGUGACUGACGAAGGUGUAAUAUAUAUUACUGCUAACAGAGGUUACAACUGGAGGGCUGCUGUUCAGGAAACUGUGUCAGCUACUCUUAACAGAUCAAUGGUUUUUAAGCAUAUUACAUAUCCAUGCUUAGCAUUCAUUGCUGUGGAGAGAGAGGUAUGGGAUCAAAUGGACUCCUUGCUGUUGUGA